UGUUCCCAAUAAUGGCUGCUUCACUCCCUUUCUCCCUUUCCUUCUCCUUCACCUUCCUCAACUCUUUUAUCCUGUUUCCUCUUUCUCUUUUGCUGAUUGCUUCAUAAUUUAAUCCUUGGAACUCCUAAUUUUGUUUUUAUUCACUACGAUUUCCAAAUUGUCGCUUCUUUUGGCUUUUCUGUUUAUUUGCUUCUUCAUGCCUCCCACGUAUUUCCCUCUCCGUUGGGAGAGCACCGGCGACCAGUGGUGGUACGCUUCUCCGAUCGAUUGGGCUGCUGCUAAUGGCCACUACGAUUUGGUUCGGCAGCUUCUUCGAAUCGACGGUAACCAUCUCAUCAAACUCACAUCUCUCCGCCGGAUUCGUCGUCUCGAGAUGGUUUGGGACGACGAAGAACAGUUUCACGAUGUCGCAAAAUGCCGCUCUGAUGUUUCUCGAAAACUACUAAUGGAGUCCGAAUCGAAACAGGGGAAAAACUCUUUAAUCCGGGCUGGUUACGGCGGAUGGCUGAUUUACACUGCCGCUUCCGCUGGCGAUUUGGCGUUCGUUCAAGAACUUCUCGUCAGAAAUCCUUUGCUUGUUUUCGGAGAGGGAGAAUAUGGGGUCACUGAUAUUCUCUACGCCGCCGCCCGUAGUAAAAACUCUGAGGUAUUUCGAAUUCUGUAUGAUUUUGCUGUCUCGCCGAGAUUCUCGACGAGGAGACAAGGAGGUUUGGAGGAGCACAUAAGAGAGAUUCCAGCGGCUUACAAAUGGGAAAUGAUGAACAGGGGUGUUCAUGCCGCUGCUAGAGGAAGUAACUUGAAGAUUUUGAAGGACCUUCUUGCAGAUUGCUCCGACGUGUUGGCUUGCAGAGAUGCCCAAGGUUCCACCAUUUUACAUGCAGCUGCUGGAAGAGGACAAGUUGAGGUGGUUGAAUACCUUGUUCAAACAUUCCCUAUCAUCAAUUCCGUGGAUCAUCAGGGAAAUACAGCAUUACAUAUAGCUGCUUCUAGGGGACAACUGGCUGCAGUUGAAGCUCUUAUUGCUGCGUCUCCCUCAUCCAUCUCUUUAAGAAACAACGCGGGUGAAACCUUCUUGCAUAAAGCCAUAUCUGGCUUCCAAACUCCUGCUUUUCGUCGACUCGACCGACAAAUCGAUCUUCUGAAGAAUGUGAUUUGUGGUAAAGUUCUUAACAUGGAUGACAUUAUCAAUGCCAGAAACAAUGAUGGAAGGACUGCUCUUCACAUGGCUGCCACUGGGAAUGUCCACUCUGAUCUUGUUCAGCUUUUGAUGACUGCUCGGUCGAUUGAUUUGAACGUUCGAGACUUCGAUGGCAUGACGCCGCUUGAUUAUCUUAAGCAAAAUACACAUUCUGCAUCAGCAGACAUGUUAAUAAGACAGCUGAUUUCUGCUGGAGGAAUCUUUGGUUGUCAUGACUACAAUACCAGAAAGGCCAUAGCCUCACAAUUGAAGCUGCAGGGAAUUGGAAGCAGUCCUGGGACAUCAUUUCGAGUUUCGGACAAUGAAAUAUUGUUGUAUACUGGCAUUGAGCAUGCUUCAGAUACCAUACCUGAUCAUGGCAGUGCAGGAAUGAGCUCGUCUUCGGUCGGGUUGAGUCCAUACGAUUCAACCAACGAGAACCGAAACAGGUCGAAUCGAAACUCGUCAUCAACUGUUAAGAAAUCUGGUUCUGUAAACUCUGCAGCACAGCGAUUGAAAAGUGUGUUUCAUUGGCCUCGAAUCAAAGAUAAGAAGAAAAAAGAGAAUUCUAAGAAGCAAAUUGAUGAAGGGUUCAUUGAAGAAUCACACAAGAAAUACAGCAGUUCAGAUGAAACUCUAACCCCUUUGAGGCAAAGGUUCUUCAAGCCAUUGGCUCUUCCCAACAACAAGCGGACACUUUCAGUGAGGAGCAAUCAAUCAAGCCCAUCUACUAAGAAGAAACACGCCACUGGUCUAAUGCGUGGUGUCACUCAGGGCAUGCCACACAUAGCCAUUCCCGCCAUUCCCCAUCGAUCCCGCUCGAGCUCCUUUUCAAAAUCAUCGCUUUCUUCACCAAAUUCAGCAGAGAAACAGAAAGGCAUUUGUUUUGACAGUGAUGGUGCAGGGCCUUCUUCUUCUUCAAACCAAGCCAUCGACAGCGAAACACGGAAUAAUCUUGGGAAACAAAGCUUGGUCGAUAGGAAGUUGAGGAGCCAGUAUUUCUGUUUUGGUGCAGGAAGCCUAAUUGGGAGAACAACAGUUAGCAAGCAGCAGCAGCAGCAGAGUCAGAGUUACAAGCUCCCAGUGGUUUCAGUGUCGUAGGCACGAAGAAGAGGGACGACAAGCAACACCGUCGUAACGACAUAACGUAGCAGAAGAGUAAGCUCUGCUUAGCCAGUGGCAAGCUGUCUGAGGUAUGUUUCUGUAAAUUGGAACAAAACUUUAACUGAAGUAGCCAUGUGAAUAUGUUGUAGUUUGGAAGCUUGGUUUGUUUGUGAGAGCUGUGAUGAUGUUAAGAUAAUGGAUGAAGGGCGAUGUACAAUUAUAAGCUAGUGGUUUGGAUUAUAUGAUUUCAAUAAUUGAGAGAGAGUUGGCUUGUUCAAGUAACAUGCCAGUCACAGCUCCAGAAAACAUGUGAUUCAGGGCCUUCUCUUUAUAAACAAUUUUGUAUAUUUUGACCUCGUCAUUUAUUGUAUGAUUAGACUUAAAAUAA
Cucurbita maxima (winter squash) is the source of this 2669-nucleotide messenger RNA. Its product is annotated as serine/threonine-protein phosphatase 6 regulatory ankyrin repeat subunit B-like. The transcript has 2 exons. NCBI's taxonomy places the organism in Eukaryota, Viridiplantae, Streptophyta, Magnoliopsida, Cucurbitales, Cucurbitaceae. The record is from RefSeq and is a predicted model, not a curated record. Bases 197 to 2278 code for a protein of 693 amino acids. Gene Ontology annotation, molecular function: protein binding.